CACAAGAUUUUCAUCCAAAAUUGGAUGAAAACUUUUAAUGGCUUUUUUUUAAUCAUAUAUAUUUAUUCUUAUAUCCUUUCUUAAAUAAUUACUUUACGCGAGUUGAUAGGCAUAAUAUGUUUUAUAAAAAAAUAACAAUUAAAAAAAACAUUCGGAAAUGUUCGGUCUUUUUUCAAAUUGAAAGUAGGAUUUACAAAUUACAAUAUCAACAUGGAUGUGUUGUUAGCUAUUCAGACAUGUAUCGAACGUUUUGCAUUUUUUCCUUUUAUGGAAUAAAAUCGUUUAUUUUCUAAACAAAUGAAACAUGUUGCUGGAAUUUCUUUUAAAGGUGUUCCGUCCAUUUUGUAAAUUGCAAUCACGUGCCGUUUCUAUCAUCACGUGAUAUUUGUGAAGGCAGUGAUUACUGUACUGCAAGGGAAGUAACACUGCGCGGAGUUUGCUAAGCGGCCUUGACUCUUCAAAGUUUAGUUUCGUAUAACAACAUGGCAGUUGACAAGAUCGCAAUUUUGUUUCUUUUUGGAAUUUUUGCAUUUACAGAAGCUGGAACCAAAUUAAAUCCGGUGGUUUUAGUGCCUGGCGAUGGAGGGAGCCAGUUUCAAGCCAAGCUGAACAAGCCGACCACAGUGGCGUCUUACUGCAUCAAGAAGACUGACUACUACUAUGAUCUGUGGCUGAACCUGGAGCAACUCGUGCCCUUCCUCAUUGACUGCUUUGUGGACAACAUGAGGCUGGAGUAUGACAACGUGACCAGAACCACGAGGAACUCUCCUGGCGUUGAUGUGAAGAUCCCUGGCUUUGGAGGAACAGAGACAGUGGAAUGGCUUGAUCACUCACAUAUCUCACUGACUACAUACUUCCAUAACAUUGUACAGGCAAUGACAACAUAUGGCUAUGAGAGAAAUGUGACUGUGUUUGGGGCGCCCUUCGACUUCAGGAAAGCACCAAAUGAAAUGAAGCUAUUCUUUGUGGAUCUCCAACAAUUGAUAGAACGAGCCUACUACACAACCGGCAACCAGAAGGUCUUCUUGCUAGCACACAGCAUGGGAAAUCCCGUAACUCUCUACUUCCUCAAUCACAUGACCAAUGCGUGGAAGGCAAAGUUCAUCCAGAGUUUUAUAUCGCUGGCGGGCGUCUGGGGUGGGGCAGCUAAACCUAUACGCCUCAUGAUUUCAGGUGACAAUCUGAAUGUCCCGAUUGUCAAGUCAGUGAAUGUGAGGCGAGAACAGCGAAGUAUGCCGAGCACAGCCUGGCUCAUGCCGUCGGACCAGUUUUGGGGACCAGAUGAGGUCCUUGUCAUGGCUCCAACCAGAAACUACACCAUCAGAGACUAUAAGCAACUCUUCAAGGAUAUUAAUUAUGAAACAGGGUACAUGAUGUGGGAGGACACGCAUGCCCUGAUAAACCCCCUCAAAGCCCCUGGGGUAGAGAUGCACUGUCUCCACGGGGUCAACGUAACCACUCCUAAGGCGUUCAGGUACACCAACAAGACCUGGCACGAGAGCUACCCGGAAACCAUCCCUGAUGAUGGAGAUGGAACAGUCAACAUACGAUCUCUGCAUGGCUGUCUCAAGUUCAAAAAGAUGCAAAAACAGCCAAUAUAUCAUAAAGAAUUUGACAAGGCUGAACACAUGCAGAUCUUAAACUUGAAAAGUGUGAUUGAUUACCUCAAAAAAGUGUUUGUCAAGAGCUAAGACAAACAGAAAUUCAUCAUGUUACCAUGCAUCCAUGUGAUGAAUUUCUUGUUGAACUGAUGGGUGAAUGGAGGAAGCUUUAUGGUAUUAUAAACAGUCUCAUGAUUCCUAGAUCUUGUGAUAUAUAGGGCCAUUUGUUCAGAACCUAACAACUUUGCUAACAUGAUUGUGGUUGACUUUCAAAUCUUUAUUGCUAUGAAUACUUAAUUGUGAUCUGAAGUACCUCUUACUCACAACUUAGACAUAUGUCACAGCUUUUCUUGUUUUAUUGAAAUAUAUUGGCGCAUUAUAAAAUGUUUCACCUUCAAAAGUUAACAAUCCAGUUAACAAAGAUGUUAAUGAACAAUCUGCCCAUUGUUGAGUGUUUGUCAUCCAUACCUCAUACUCAUUUUUGUGCCACUUUUAAGAAAUUACCUUGCUUUUAUGUAAAGAGAUACUUCUUCCUACUAAAUAUCAUGUUAAAACCUAACAUUUACUUGUGGAGCUCUUGUGAUAAGCCAUCCAUCAUGAUGAGGCAAAGAUGUGUUCGUGCAUACUUCAUAUUAAUAUAUAUGCUUAAUUUAUAUUGAUAAUCCAUUAUAUUAAUCUGCAUGGAUUCCAUUUUUUUAUAAAACCUUAAUAAUGCUACUAUUAUGGGAAAUAUAUCAAAGGGAGGUAAUAAAAAAUACUAGGAUUAUAUAGCAAUUAAUUAUUAAUUUGGUUCUAAAAUAACAUUAUGCCUAUAUCGGAUAAAGCUCUUGGGUGUAAAAUAGAAAAAUAUUUGAACUUUUUGUAACUUUCAAAUGAAACUUAACCAGUAGCAUUUUUUAUAUUAUGAUGGAUGGUUUACUGUCAACGAAGUGAUGUUAUCAUUACAGCUUCAACAGGAUCAACUUAGUAGCAUUUGAAGUUAGUUGGGUUUAGUUAUUUGCAUUGGGAUGGAGCUGAUUUUAAGCUGAUUAACUUAACAUUUCUUUUUGCAUUGGGACAUUAAUAGCAAAAACCAAAAGUGAAUUUGAUUUUUGACAUUUUAUAAGCAUUCUUGUUCCAUCAAAUAAGAGCCGCAUCGCGCGAUUUUGGGCCUUCGGAUAUAAUUAUUACAAAUGAAAUAAUCAUUAAUAAAAAAUGCCAAAAAUAAUGAUUUUUCCUAUGUAAAUCAAUUUCUUCCCGACUUCUUUCUCUCUAAGGUUCGUCAUUGGUGCAUCAUUUUCUCGACAAUUUAUGACCAUUAGUUAACUCAUGUUUCCAUGGCAACCAUGGAUUUUGUCCCGACAUAUUUUGACUGGAUUGAUAGUCUGUGUUAAAAACGGCCAAAUGUAUUAAAAAUACAAAAAUGAUUCAUUAUUAUGCCCCCUUUUGAAAAAAGUGGGGUAUAUUGUUUUGCACAUGUCGGUCGGUCGGUCGGUCGGUCGGUCGGUCGGUCGGUCUGUCGGUCGGUCGGUCGGAAUACCAAAUGGUUUCCGAUCAAUAACUUGAGAACGCUUUGACCGAGGGACCUCAUACUUGGUAUGUGUAUUGGUCAUCACCAGCAGAUGAACCCUAUUGAUUUUGAGGUCAGUGGGUCAAAGGUCAAGGUCAGUGUGACCUUUACAUGAAAAACGGUUUCCGAUCAAUAACUUGAGAACGCUUUGACCCAGGAACCUCAUACUUGGUAGGUGUAUUGGUCAUGACCAGCAGAUGAACCCUAUUGAUUUUGAGGUCAGUGGGUCAAAGGUCAAGGUCAGUGUGACCUUAACAUGAAAAACGGUUUCCGAUCAAUAACUUGAGAACGCUUUGACCCAGGGACCUCAUACUAGGUAGGCUUAUUGGUCAUGACCAGCAGAUGAACCCUAUUGAUUUUGAGGUCAGUGGGUCAAAGGUCAAGGUCAGUGUGACCUUUACAUGAAAAACGGUUUCCGAUCAAUAACUUGAGAACGCUUUGACCCAGGGACCUCAUACUUGGUAGGUGUAUUGGUCAUGACCAGCAGAUGAACCCUAUUGAUUUUGAGGUCAGUGGGUCAAAGGUCAAGGUCAGUGUGACCUUUACAUGAAAAACGGUUUCCGAUCAAUAACUUGAGAACGCUUUGACCCAGGGACCUCAUACUUGGUAGGUGUAUUGGUCAUGACCAGCAGAUGAACCCUAUUGAUUUUGAGGUCAGUGGGUCAAAGGUCAAGGUCAGUGUGACCUUAACAUGAAAAACGGUUUCCGAUCAAUAACUUGAGAACGCUUUGACCCAGGGACCUCAUACUAGGUAGGCUUAUUGGUCAUGACCAGCAGAUGAACCCUAUUGAUUUUGAGGUCAGUGGGUCAAAGGUCAAGGUCAGUGUGACCUUUACAUGAAAAACGGUUUCCGAUCAAUAACUUGAGAACGCUUUGACCCAGGGACCUCAUACUUGGUAGGUGUAUUGGUCAUGACCAGCAGAUGAACCCUAUUGAUUUUGAGGUCAGUGGGUCAAAGGUCAAGGUCAGUGUGACCUUAACAUGAAAAACGGUUUCCGAUCAAUAACUUGAGAACGCUUUGACCCAGGGACCUCAUACUAGGUAGGCUUAUUGGUCAUGACCAGCAGAUGAACCCUAUUGAUUUUGAGGUCAGUGGGUCAAAGGUCAAGGUCAGUGUGACUGUAAGCUGAAAAAAGGUUUUCUGAUUGUCCAUAUUUUUUUAAUGCAUGCACAGAUGAUUGGGAUUGAUGUAUAAAUGUUUGUAUAGAAAUGAUUUUCUUUUAUGUUACUAUUUUAGUUGGGCAUUUAUUUGCCUUCUUAAGUUAUCAUAAGUAGAUGACCUGCCUCAUAUGCAUCCAAUGACAAAUCAGCUGUCAUUUCAGUCCAUGCAUAUUUCAUUCAAUUGUCCAAAUAUUUCUGGCAACUUGGCGCUCAGGGGGCAUAAUGUUUGACAAACAUCUCUUGUUUUUAUCUUAAUUUAUGUUCUUUAAAGAUUAUGUGAUAAGAAAAUAAUUUAAAUCAUCAGCUAGUUUUAAUGUUGAUACGAUAAUUUUGCACGUAAUUUGAAUAAUGCACUUGCGUUACGACGUCAUUUGAAUGAAGUCAAAUUUAGCAUUCAAAAUGCGCAAUACAUGGUCUCACUUGUAAACACGUAACUUACGCAAUUUAAGUGAUAUCAUCAUGAAAUUCUCAGAAUAUCUUCCUGAAAUAUCAUGCCAUUCAAAUACCUUAAAACAUUGUAAUAGUGAAAAUAUGUCCGAAGGCCCUAAAUCGCGUGACGCGGCUCAUAUGGUAUUAUACAGAACAGAGCAAACUAUUUAUAUCAUUUUUAUUAUAUGAUAGCUUUACAUUUUUGUGUGCAUUUUUGUAUAGGAAUAUAUUUACAGUGCAAAAGUGAUUUUACAAAUUUCUGCACACAGUUAAGGACAGCUGUAAUGUACGGGUAUAUCGGCAUGGAGGAACAUGGUAGAAUAUCAGAGUGAUCAGUUUAAACCUCUCAUAUUUGAAUUGCUGCUUAAUUAAAUAUGCAAAUAUUUUUUGAAAAGUGAAAUUGAACUUCAACAGUCACGUGGGAUGUAUGCUGUUUGCAUUUACAAAAGUGAACUGUCAUAAAUCUUUAUUAUUCAUCAUAUUAUUUAAGUGCUAGUUUUGUUUCCAUAUCAUUUUUGUAAACGAAAGAAUGCAAAACUACAGAUUUCUUUCAUAUUUACUUCAUUCACUAAUAUCAGAUUUGUUUGCCCUUUUUUCUGCCACACCCUACUCUUUUUAAAUAUCUGGCUAAAACUUGACCAUGAUUUCUUUUUAUGUCCAAUCUUUUUUACAUGAUAUAAAAACAGACCCUUUUAAAAGUUAACAAUAAGGCCCAUCUCUGCUUGUUGAUUUUCACAUUGUUUUGCCUUUGUUUUGAAUAUCUUUUUUAUAUAGAUUUGAUUGCAAUUGCCUUUAAAUGUAUAUAAUUUUACUUGAUCACUCUAGUUUAUGUUACAGGCCUUCUUUGAUGCAUAAUAUUGUCCUUAUAUUUUGUCACUUUAGUGCAAUAAAUCAAUAACUGCAUAUAGAAAUAGAAGCAGAUAUUGAGUUCUUGCACUAAGUCGGCAAAUUACAUUUGCCUAGUCCUUUGUAAGAUGAAACUUGACGUUAAUAUUGCAUAACACGCAAUGAGGUAUAAGGUCAUUGUUUAUUUCAAUAUUGCUCUCUGAUUGGAUAAGCACAAUGUCAGUUAACAAAUGAUAUACAAUAUUACAAAAAUCAGCUAUUCUUUUGAACAAACACAUGUUGUUGGUUUCAUUUGUUUAUAAGAAUAAAUACUCAAUUGCAGAAGAUAUUGCUAUUUUUUAAUCGUAAUGAAUAAUUAAUUCAAAUGUAAAUUUGAGUAUUGACUAUUGAUAGCAAUUAGGAACAAACCUAUAUAGUUGGAAUGUCCACUUGUUAAUGUCAAUAUUUAACACUGACCCACGUGAAUAUUUGGCUUCCAAUAUUUAACCAAUUAUUGAGAUUCUACUUUAAGCUUUAUUACUAAGACAUUGAAUUUUAAUAUUUUUUUGAUAUAGUAUUUGGCUUUAAAGAUGUGUUGCAUCUGUGUAUACUUUAAUUUCUCUUAUUUACUAUUCUGCUAGUAACAUGCUUGUGAAGGUGCCUUCUUCAUUUGGUGCAAGUCUUGAUAUGUUACACAGACAUGCCAUGCAUGUUCAUGUUUUCAUUUAUGUAUGUUUAAAUUCAAUUAAAUGCCAUGUACCCUUUUAUUUAUGUUAUAUAACAUAUCUAUAUAUAAUGACUAUGAUUGACUUUGGAAACAAUUUGAAAUAUGGUUAAAAAUAUAUAUACAGGUAUGAUUUAUAUAA
This is a messenger RNA of Mya arenaria, 6431 nucleotides long. RefSeq names its product phospholipase A2 group XV-like. The record is from RefSeq and is a predicted model, not a curated record. Lineage: Eukaryota; Metazoa; Mollusca; Bivalvia; Myida; Myidae. Gene Ontology annotation, biological process: lipid metabolic process. The coding region runs from base 483 to 1691 and encodes 402 amino acids. The transcript is spliced from 7 exons.